CGUUGCGUGCCUUGCGUGAGGCUCAUUCGGCAGAGAUUGAUCCUUCUGACCACGGUGUGUGUUCAGCACACAGCAACUUCAACGUUUUCUGUCGCUUCUCGCGUGGUGACGAUGUUCGAGCUCUUCUCAGAGUGGGAGGACGCCGAUGCGCUGAUCAGGUGGGUCGAGUCAGAAUCCUGUGCAGCGGGAGGCGAUUAUCGUGUAUGUUGGCUUGGUUUGGGGUGUGUGUUGGCCGGCCCAUCAGGGAGUUCCGUUCGUCGUUCGACAGUCUUCAGGAGAGGCUUCUCGAUGCCAAGACCACCAUCGAGAAGACCCUGGCUGAUGACAUCCAGGGGAUGUUAGCGGCCAAGGGCGCCGUUUGCCGCCCGGCUGAAGCCACGGGCGAGAUCCUCGUGAAUGCCGGUGAGCAACCAACGAACGAAUGGACGGACGAACGGAUGCUGAGUGAUUCACUGACUGCAUUGGCCUGUUGUUUGUCUGCUGUGUGUGUAGGGGGCGUCGUGUAUCCCGUGAGUCGCUGCGCCCUCCAGCUGCCCCUCAUGAAGCGAAGGUAUAUCUCGGUGUUGCUGCUCUACUGCACCGAGGGCAUGCCCAGAGACCCCGACGGCCGCGUGUACCUCGAGGUGUCACCGGCCUGGUUUGAGACUUUUCUUGACGAGCUGACUCUCUUCAACACGGGCCGCACUGACAGAGUGGCGCUGCCCCACUCCAAGGAGAAAGAUCCCGCAUACGCCGAGUACCACGACCUUUUCAUGCGAGAGGUCGGCCGCGUCCCCUCAGCUCACCCCGAGCACGGCCGUGCAGCCGCAGCUGCUGCAGCAAGCGCCGAGCCUCGCGGCAAGUCACGCAGCGACGGUGCUAUCCUGGACGGCAUUCACGACUCUGUCGACGACCUCGCCAAUGCCAUGAAGAGGGUCAUGAAGCGAAAGGAGGAGCUGAGCACCUUCCUGGCGGCGAUGGAUCCCUUCCUGAAGGACAAUACCGAGGAUGGCAGUGUGCUGCUGACGCUGGAGGUUCUCGGACGCACAUGCACGAUCCUCAAGAGAACUCUGCGUCGUCUCGGGGCGAACCACACUCUGCUGAUGCGAUUCUCCGAGUAGGCGCGCACAUGAGGCAGGGGGGAACGGAGAUCACACAGACAGAUAACUGCGAGGCUCUCUUGUGUUGUCUUUUGUGGUGUGUUUGCAGUACUCCUCCCUGCUGGGGUGAUCGGCGUGUCCGCGCGACGCCUGGGCGUCACUUCAUCCACGUGGUUGAGUUCGCAAGGCGCAUCGCUGUCCUGCCCAAGGGUCAGUACAUCCGCCCCCCGAUGAUGGACCAGGCAGAGCUGGAGCUGUUUAGGGAGGAUCUGGCCAUGGUGAUGCACUGGGAGGGACAGGAGGGAGAGACACAGACAAUAUCGCCCUUCCUCUUCCUAUCCAUGGGUGCAGUACAAUCUUUCCUACUCUCCCGUCCUCGACCUGCCCGCCGGUGAUACGACCAUUAUCAAGUCGGCGGAGGAGUGGGGAAAGGUGCUCGAGAUGAUCGGCAAGCCGCGAUGCAGACCGACCCUGCUGUACAAGUCGUCGCGUCAUGGUGUCAAGUUCUCGACGAUGUUUGGGAGGGUGACUUGGUACAGCGGCGUGUUGUUCCUCUUCCAACACAAGGAGACCCAUCGAUUCGGCUGCUUCGUCGACGGCUGUUUGAAUUUUUUAACUUGGUCUUCAUGUGACCACGAGGACCAGCGCUCAUCGCUCAGGCAGUUUUUCAUCUCACUGAGCGGCACCUACCCUGCCGCCACCAAGGUGCCGCUGCGCCGAGACAGACAUGGGAUGUGUGUCAACGUCAAGGGGUAUACCAAGACCGCCGGACGUGAGUGCAGCAUGGUGCUCGCAGGCGGCUACCUCUUGGUCGCUGUCGACCCUGUCUGGUCCUCUAAAGAUGGCGUUUUGCGCUGCUACAACUGCUUUGACGACGGUGUGUUGCCCUUGGGCCAGCUCGGCGACAACACCGACACUCUGGCGGGGGAGAAGGACUUCACAGCCGAUGAGGUGGAGGCAUGGUGGAUGGAGCCGAUCGGCAUCGAUUGGCAGGCCCAGGGGGCAAGAUACAACCGGCGGGCUGCUGGGAGACGCAACUUCUCCCUUGGCCGCCUCUGUGGUGGCGCCUGGGCAGAUGAGUAGAAUGGGCAGACACGCAGACGGGAACACACAUGUGGAUGGAGAGGGGCAUGACGGGAGCGCCGAAAGGCGUGUGCUUUGUUUAUGUUGUUUAUCAAGUGACUGUGUCGUGUAUGUGUGUCUCUGAUGAGUGUUUCGUUCGUUUUUACGUCACCUUUUGUCGUCACUCCCUCCUGUAGUAGUAGCGACGGUGCUUUACUGUACUGGUAGUGUGUGUGAUAUGUCCUGUUGUGACGUGUCUGAUUUGUUUGCGCCAUUGUGCCAGUGUGUUACAGGGGAACUGUCGGUGGAAAGUCAUGCAGAUGAGUACUAGUGAUGCGUAGAUUCACUCACUCACUAAUUCAUGACCGUGUGGACUGAUUUGUGUGUCUAUGGACCAUGUGUG
Messenger RNA from Vitrella brassicaformis, 2544 nucleotides. Lineage: Eukaryota; Vitrellaceae. The record is from the annotation of a GenBank genome assembly.